AUGGCCACCAAAACCCCUAUUCUCACCGACAAAGCCCCCAAGCCCCUCCCUGGCAUCUACUCCCAGGCCAUCGUCUUCAACGGCGUUGUCUACUGCUCCGGCGCCGUGCCCAUGGACCCCGAGACCGGCAAGCUCAUCGAGGGCGGCAUCAAAGCUCACACGCACCAAUGCAUCAAGAACCUCGGCCACAUUCUCGAAGCCGCCGGCAGCGAUCUCACCAAGGUCUUGAAGGUGAAUGUGUUCCUGUCCGAUAUGGAUAACUUUGCCGAGAUGAACUCGGUCUAUACGGAGUAUUGGGGGGAUGUGAAGCCUUGUCGGACGUGCGUGGCGGUUAAGACUCUGCCUUUGAAUACGGAUGUGGAGAUUGAGUGUAUUGCUCAUCUGUAGGGAAUAAAUUGGAUAAUGUUUA
This is a messenger RNA of Aspergillus sclerotioniger CBS 115572, 409 nucleotides long. RefSeq names its product putative L-PSP endoribonuclease family protein Brt1. Gene Ontology annotation, molecular function: deaminase activity. The transcript is spliced from 3 exons. The coding region runs from base 1 to 387 and encodes 128 amino acids. NCBI's taxonomy places the organism in Eukaryota, Fungi, Ascomycota, Eurotiomycetes, Eurotiales, Aspergillaceae. The record is from RefSeq and is a predicted model, not a curated record. Gene Ontology annotation, cellular component: mitochondrion; cytosol.